CAAACACUGCAAAUUGCUUGCAAGAAAUUCACAAUUUUUCUCUUCUUUACAACUUCUACACGUUUCCUCACUCUUUUUCUUCUACUUCUUCUUCUUCUUCUUCUUCUGCAGAAUCAUCGUUAGUAAAGAAACUGCUUUCAUGGCUAUACCAUUUCACCCAUUUCUCUCUCACGCUACCUCUCUCUCUAAACCCCUCUCUUUCUCUCCCAGACUAACACCACCAACAGCCCUACAAAUUAAAACCCACAUACUAAAACCAUCACUCAUUAAGCCAUACCCAACAAAGUGCCAUGCAACUACUGAUCUGCAAAGCAGUAUUUUGCCUGGGAGCGGCAGAGGAGAAGAAGACGAUCACAUGGUGCUAGUAGGCCCCUCUAGCGAGGAGGAAAGGAGAGGGGAGAGAGUAGUGGCAGAUUAUCAUUGGACGGAGGAAUGGUACCCACUAUAUCUUGAAAAGGAUGUGCCAGAUGAUGCGCCUUUAGGACUUACUGUUUUUGAUAAACAAAUUGUUCUGUACAAAGAUGGAGAAGGUGAGCUUCGCUGCCAUGAAGAUAGAUGUCCUCACAGAUUAGCUAAACUAUCAGAAGGCCAGUUGAUAGAUGGAAGACUCGAAUGUUUAUAUCAUGGCUGGCAAUUUGAGGGGGAAGGAAAAUGUGUCAAGAUACCUCAGCUUCCUGCAAAUGCUAAAAUUCCCCGAUCAGCUUGCGUCAAAACAUACGAGGUGAGAGAAUCACAAGGAGUUGUUUGGGUAUGGAUGUCUCAAAAGACUCCACCAAACCUGAAUAAGCUGCCUUGGUUUGAGAAUUUUGCGAGGCCAGGGUUUCAAGAUACUUCAACUGUCCAUGAGCUUCCCUAUGAUCACUCAAUACUUCUUGAGAACCUCAUGGAUCCAGCACAUAUUCCAAUCUCACAUGACAGGACAGACUGGACAGCGAAAAGGGAAGACGCUCAGCCACUGUGUUUUGAGGUCACUGAACGAACAGACCGGGGGUUUGCAGGACGGUGGGGAAAGGAAAAGGAUAAUGGGUUGCCGAACUUCUUGAGGUUCGAAGCGCCUUGUGUUCUUCAAAAUAAUCGCGAAAUCAUCGAUGAGAAUGGUGAGAAGCAAUACUUUACUGGGCUUUUUCUUUGCAGACCAACUGGACAGGGAAAAUCUAUGCUUAUUGUGAGGUUUGGAGGAACAAAAAGAUCAUAUAUAGCCAAAUGGAUACCAAACUGGUACUUUCACCAAAAUGCAAGUAAGGUUUUUGAGCAAGAUAUGGGAUUUUUGUCAUCCCAAAAUGAGGUUUUAAUGAAAGAAAAAGUUCCUACAAAGAAUCUUUACCUCAAUUUAAGGUCUUCAGAUACAUGGGUAGCAGAAUAUAGGAAAUGGAUGGACAAAGUUGGACAUGGAAUGCCUUAUUACUUUGGGCACAGCACAAUCUCUCUCCCUCAAGUACCUGCUGUAGUGGAACACGCACCAGCUGGCCUUGUUGCCGGAGUUUCAGCUUCCUUGCCGGCAAAGGGUGGGAUUGGAACAAUGCACGCACCCAAUUUUGCCAACAGGUAUUUCCGGCAUGUAAUUCAUUGCAAGGAAUGCAGUAGUGUUGUUAAAGCUUUUGAUGCUUGGAAAAAUGGCCUUUCGGGUAUAGCUCUUAUAUUAACUGCAUUGGCUAUUUUAGCAUCAGGAAGGCAGUGGAAGUCAUUUUUUCUGGUAUCAGCAAGCUUAUGCUUAGCAGGAGUUUAUGGAUGCUCAACUGCUAUUGCGAUGAACACGACAAAUUUCAUAAGAACACAUAGGAGACUGUAAUUAGACUUUGUUUGGUAUCAAGUGUGUGUGUGUGUGAUGAUAUUAAAAUUAUUGUUGGCAAGAAUACUUACAGAUCCGAAGAAUAGUAACCCAAUCACUAUGAGUAAUCAAUGGAUAGAUACAAUUAUCCAGUGAA
Molecule: messenger RNA, 1925 nt
Organism: Jatropha curcas
Lineage: Eukaryota; Viridiplantae; Streptophyta; Magnoliopsida; Malpighiales; Euphorbiaceae
Gene: TIC55-II
Product: translocon at the inner envelope membrane of chloroplasts 55-II
Biological process (GO): protein targeting to chloroplast
Cellular component (GO): cytoplasm; chloroplast
Molecular function (GO): 2 iron, 2 sulfur cluster binding; chlorophyllide a oxygenase activity
Source: RefSeq, a predicted model, not a curated record